Molecule: messenger RNA, 2705 nt
Organism: Phialemonium atrogriseum
Lineage: Eukaryota; Fungi; Ascomycota; Sordariomycetes; Cephalothecales; Cephalothecaceae
Exons: 1
Coding region: 75-2594 (839 amino acids)
Source: RefSeq, a predicted model, not a curated record
CACGACCAAAUCUCAACAAAUCGGGACCUCCUGUGACUGCUCAGUGAGCAUUCUCUGACCACAACGAUGCAAAAAUGCGGCAGAACACCUUCACGAUCGUGCCGAAUCCGCUGGGCAUGCAAGGCCUCAUCCAGCGACAAGCAGGCGAAACUCCGAGCCGACGCCCGAUGACAUCGAAGCAAGCACAGAAGCUCUACAAGCAGGCAACCCGACAGCCUCGUAUUUCCAAGGCCGAACAGAGGCGACGUGACAAGGAAGAACAGGAACGCAUACGAAAAGAAUUAGAGAAGGAGAAGCAGGCCGCCAAGGCUCGCUCGGCCAGGGAGAAGAAGAAGGUAAAAGAGCAGCAGGCCCUGGAGGACAAGAAGCGGAAAGGCCUACCCAUCGUCGACGUGCACCCCAGCCAAGAUACAAUCUCACGGUUUGUGAGGGGGAACGGCGUGGGAAAGAAGAGAGACUCCGCCGGAAACCAGUUCAAUCUCCGACCGGUUGCCGAGGAGGAAGAAGAUGCAGAAUCAGCGACAGAGGGACUAUCGGACGAGGAGGGGAGCGUGGAAACGAUCCAAACAGAUUCAGAGAUCCCAGCUGCAGCAGCUGAGCGACAAGAUUCUCGGUCAAGAGAGUCCAAGCGGCUGCGGGUAGACGCUCAAGAAAACCCCUCGAAAGAAGAAGAUAGGGGAGAGGACGGGGAACAACCCGGGGAGAGGUUUGCUCCGGUUCUAAUCAGAAAGCUUUCCGAGCAGAGAUCGAGGGAAAGUAGUAUAAACAUCGACGACCCGACCAUCGAGACCAUGGUCCAGACUCAGCUGAUCUCUGAGGCCAGCGCCGCCGCGAGCAGCUCAGUCAGACGGCCUCAAUCACCCAAGGAGCCUCCAGUUGUCCCUCCCACUCACAUCAGCCAUAAUAACGAACUAAAAGAAGCCCAGAAACAGAGUCCUGCCGUACUUAUCAGGGUGUCGAGCGAGAAAAGCCCCAACGGGGCAGUUCGGAACCCCCCUCAACUGCGGCCGCUGUUCCGAGAAGUUCCCAUAGAUGCCUUCCUCAUCCCGGGACUGGAGGAAAAAGCACGAUUAGGACAGAGAUACGUGUCCCCAUUUAGACCAGCGCCCAAACCCCUUCCGAGUGCGAGACAUCGAGCCGUGGCGCCGGUCCCGUCGAUGCCUCGCUUUAAACCACAAAUCCUGACCCCAGAUGGAAGGACAGAGAGGCCAAAAUUCCUCCCUAAGCAUCUUUGCACGCCUGCAUCUCGACCGCAGUCUGACAAGGCUUCCAAGGUGCCCGGACAGGAGUCACAAAGUCUCCAGGCUUCCUCAAUGCCCCCAUCGAGCACACAGCUUUUCGUCCUCUCACACCUGGAUGACUUUCCUUCGCCAUCUCAAGAAGUACGAGAACUGCAGGAGCUGGAGCUUCCUUCGGUUCCCGUUUCGAAACCAGCUGUGCCACAUCCUCCAUCCAUUUUUAGGAAGAAGCUAGUAUCGAAACCAGCACCCGACCCUGGUGUGAGCACUUCUGCCUCUGACGCCAGACCCAACCAACAAGAGCAGACGACCGCCCUGCCUUUCUUCUCAACGCAGGAUUUCGUCCUCUCUUCGCAGGAUCAACGUGAGCUAGAACAAGGCGCGGAAACACCGAGUAAAGCCGGAAAGGACGACUCGAAUGGCACAGAACCCCAGGUAAUUAACAAGUCAGGACAUGGCGGGUCAAAUGCCUUUGGUCGGAGCUUCACCUGCGCUCAUGCUAGGGGUGCAACUCCGGCCGAAAUACCCAAGCAGCCGCAUCCGGCACAUCUGAGAGAGGCUGGUGGGGGUAGCCAGCACCGAUCGACUGCGACCGCCGGUACCAGGCAGGACUUGCGGAGACCAUCUCUUGCCAACCAGAAUGGCGCACAGAAGUCCCAAGAUCGCGCCCCUGGCCGCUCAUCCAGCCGGAUAUCAGCGCGACAGUCUCAGAAUACCCAACGCAGCACCGACGGCGCAGUGCGUGUCGAUGCCCCGACCCAAGCCCGUUCCCAGAACCCUCCCGCCAUCGCCGUUGGGAGUGCCGCAAGACCGCCAUCACCACAUCCCGCACCCGCACGCGACGCAGAAAGCGCCGAUCCUUGUGCUGAACGACUGGAACCCGGGUCAUCCACCGCCCGCCCAGAAAAGGGGCGGUUCUUCACCUCAAGCAACAGGGAGGCCUUCUUCCUCGCCAAGGAGAGGAGCAUGCAGACGUACCGGGAAGAAGAGAGGAGGCGGGAGACCGAACGCCGGGAACAAGAGUGGAUGGAGCAGAAGCGACGGGAGGAGGAGUGCAAGGAGGAUGACUUGGAAAUCCUCAUGCAGCAUGCUGAUGAAUUCGAUAAGGAUGAAGAAAGCCUCGAGCCAGCACGAGAUGGGGUUCAGGAGUCACUCGAGGAGGAGCAGAGCAAAUGCCAUGGCGGAAUCUCCUCGGAUGGUGGUCAUGGCAAAACCGAACUCGAGGCGCAGGUUCCGACACAGGUCAACGCUUCGCAGGAGACGGACUAUGGAGAUCUCGGCUGGGCUGAGGGAGCCAUGGAUGUCCUGGAGAACUUGAUGGAACAGGAUGAUUUCUGGGAUGACGACUUUGUAUAACCAUCACGGGCAUGGAGGGGGUUGGGGCUUUGUAUCAUGUCAUGAAUGAGACGACUGCAUUGGAGGGCCAGCAUGGUUUGGGUAGGUAUAGAGUUGCCGAUACACCCUUGA